Molecule: messenger RNA, 366 nt
Organism: Phytophthora sojae
Lineage: Eukaryota; Oomycota; Peronosporomycetes; Peronosporales; Peronosporaceae
Exons: 2
Coding region: 1-366 (121 amino acids)
Source: RefSeq, a predicted model, not a curated record
AUGCCACCGGCCAGCGAGUACACGUACGCGUCGGAACAGCUCUCGACGCAGGCCGCGCCCGCCAAGAAGCUGCUGAGCCAGGAGACCAUGGACAUGCAGACGGCCAUCAGCGAGCUGACCAAGGCCAAGGAGCACGAAGACCUGGGCAAGAUUCAAGACAACGACAUCGCCAACGUCGGAGCUAGCAACACCGGCGCCUGCUGCUCAAUCUGCCCCACGUGGCCCGGGUGGAACGCCUUCACCAGGGCCAACUACAACGGGGGCACCGGCUGCCGCUCCUUCUCGCGGAGCAACCUCAACGGCGGCACGUGCUGGCUCAAGAGCGCCAAGGGACAAACCGACUUAGCAGCGGUGGUAGCAGGUUGA